UCGUAAAAUUUCACAUAUCUUUAUUAUUCUUUUAAAAAAUAUUUAUUUAACAAUAUUUUUAAAAAUAUCAUAAUCUGCACAUUAUUACCUAGUAAAAUACUAUUUCACGAUCGUUAUCCACAUAUAGUGAGAAGAGAAGUCUUUUUUACUCAUAGAUUCGUAAAAUGGUAAAUGAAGGAAACAUUCUCUCGUGUUAUAUAUUUACAUAGGUGAGUUGAGACAUUAUAGACCUCUUUUAGAUUCAUAUGGACGUACAUGCCUACUAACAAAAUAAAUACAAAAUUUUAUUCUUACCUAUUACAUUUUAUAGUUUUUAUUACUCUCAAUUAAUUGACUUAAGUAAUAAAGACAUUCUCAUUUAAUAAAAACAACUGUAGUGUCUUCAUAAAAGACGAAGAAAACAUAUUUACUUGCAUAUUUUGCAUCUUCUUCCUUAUUUAUUCUAUUAAAUUAAAAUAUCACUUCCAAAAAAUACAAAACUAAAAAUUUCAGAACAAGAUAGAGAGAGAGAGAGAGAGAGAAAGGGAGAUUACAACCACAAUGGACGAUUCAAACACAAGAAGCCAAACUAAGAAGACGAAGAAGCUUCAGAAAGACAAGAACAAGAACAAGAAGAACAACAUCCCUACUGUUUGGUUCUCUCUCAAGAAAUCUCUCCACUGCAAAUCCGAACCAUCCGACGUCCACGUCCCCAAAUCCACAAAACACCUCACCACAAUCUCCACCAAGCGCAUCUCCACCGCCAACUCCUCCCUACCCUCCGCCGGAUGCGGCGGCGGCUUAUCCGGAUGCUCGAGAUCGAUAGCGAAUCUCAAAGACGUGAUCCACGGGAGCAAACGCCACUUCGAGAAACCGCCGAUAAGCAGUCCUCGCUCCAUCGGAAGCAACGAGUUCCUCAACCCCAUAACUCACGAAGUCAUCCUCAGCAACUCCACCUGCGAGCUCAAAAUCACCGGCGUCGGAGACAUGGCUUCCCCCGCCGGAGCAACGGAAUCCGGCGGUGGCGGCGGAGGAAACGGACGGUCGACGACUUUUGUGGGGAUGCUGAGGCCGGGGACGCCGAUGCAUCAUCUGAACCACUCUGCUUCUCACCGGAGCCAUGCUUCGUCGACGGCGGCGAAAAAGGGAUCCUUUGCUUCGUCGGAGAGAGAGGUAACAGGAGAAGGGUUUCACACAAAGAGGAGAGUUUCUUUGGAGAUGAACAGAGACUCCGCCGUCAACGGAGGCAAAUACUCUGUUUCUUGCCAUAAAUGUGGUGAACAGUUCAGCAAACUCGAAGCUGCAGAAGCUCAUCAUCUCUCUAAACACGCCGUGACGGAGCUCGUAGAAGGCGACUCGUCGAGGAAGAUAGUGGAGAUAAUCUGUAGAACGAGCUGGUUAAAGUCAGAGAACCAAUGCGGGAGAAUAGACCGUGUCCUAAAAGUACACAACAUGCAGAAGACACUAGCUCGGUUCGAGGAGUACAGAGAGACGGUGAAGAUCAGAGCGAGCAAGCUCCAGAAGAAGCACCCGAGAUGUCUCGCCGACGGCAACGAGCUCCUCAGGUUCCACGGCACCACCGUGGCUUGCGGUUUGGGGAUAAACGGGUCGACGAGCCUCUGCACGGCGGAAAAGUGCUGCGUCUGCCGGAUCAUACGGAACGGGUUCUCGGCGAAGCGGGAGAAGAAUAACGGUGUUGGGGUUUUCACGGCGUCGACGAGCGGGAGAGCGUUUGAGUCGAUUUUGGUGGAGGAGGGAGAUGGGGAGAGGACGGUGACGGUGAGGAAGGUGUUGAUUGUGUGUAGGGUUAUAGCCGGGAGAGUUCAUAGGCCGGUGGAGAAUGUGGAGGAGGUGAAUGGGUUGAUGAUGAGUGGGUUUGAUUCUUUGGCUGGAAAAGUUGGGUUGUAUACAAAUGUGGAGGAGCUUUAUUUGCUCAAUCCUAGAGCUUUGCUUCCUUGCUUUGUGGUAAUCUGCAAGUCUUAAAAAAUAUUUAGCAUUUUUGUUUUGGCAGAAAGGUCAAAAUGUUCUUGUUAUUUGUUUAUAAUUUCUAGUUUUUACCAUCUUGUUCCGAAUUUGUUUUCAAGGUGAAUUUGGAAUUUAAGUUUUUAAUUUUUGGCUAGUUUAUGUCUGAGUUCUUAAUUAUUCUUACCUAGAGAGACAAAAAUAUUUUGUUCA
This is a messenger RNA of Brassica rapa (field mustard), 2154 nucleotides long. RefSeq lists its product as uncharacterized. NCBI's taxonomy places the organism in Eukaryota, Viridiplantae, Streptophyta, Magnoliopsida, Brassicales, Brassicaceae. The record is from RefSeq and is a predicted model, not a curated record.